AUGUCUUCUCCCACAGCGCAGCGCGAGGCAUCUGUCCCCCCCUCCAACGUCAUGGCCGGCGUCCCGGAGCAUAUUCUGCGACUCCUGGGCCGGCUCCACGCCGAGUCUGCGGAGCAGGAGGCCCGGAUUCGCCCGGACGAGCUCCAUGGCGACUCGCUGGCCGGGACCACGCGGGACAAGUUCAUUGCCCUCGACCAGGAUAAGGCGCAGUGUGUCUAUGCCCUCUGCCGUGCCAUCGGCGCCCGCACCAUCGUCGAAGCCGGCACGUCGUUUGGCGUCAGCACCAUCUACCUCGCCUUGGCUGCGGCUGCCAACACCUCGAGCGCUGCCGACAGCCGUUCGGCGAGAGUGAUUGCGACCGAGCACGAGCCCACCAAGGCGGUGCGCGCUCGGGAACACUGGCGUCAGUGUGGCGAUGCCGUCGGCAGUGUCAUAGAGCUCCGCGAGGGGGACUUGCUCGAGACGCUAAAGGACGAUCUGGGCGAGGUGGACUUUUUGCUUCUGGACAUCUGGACGCCCAUGGCCCUUCCAACGCUGCAGCUUGUCCAGCCCAGAAUGCGUCGCGGAGCCGUGAUCAUCACGGACAACACCAUAAAGGCUGCCGAGGGCUACAAAGAGCUGCUGAAUCACCUGCGCGGCCCGGCCAGUCCUUUUAUCAACGUUACGCUGCCUUACAGCAAUGGGCUCGAAAUGAGCAUUUACUUGCCGCAGUAA
Messenger RNA from Hirsutella rhossiliensis, 714 nucleotides. RefSeq names its product methyltransferase domain-containing protein. Bases 1 to 714 code for a protein of 237 amino acids. The transcript is spliced from 2 exons. The record is from RefSeq and is a predicted model, not a curated record. Lineage: Eukaryota; Fungi; Ascomycota; Sordariomycetes; Hypocreales; Ophiocordycipitaceae.